Molecule: messenger RNA, 1461 nt
Organism: Plectropomus leopardus (leopard coralgrouper)
Lineage: Eukaryota; Metazoa; Chordata; Actinopteri; Perciformes; Serranidae
Product: protocadherin gamma-A2-like
Biological process (GO): homophilic cell-cell adhesion
Cellular component (GO): plasma membrane
Molecular function (GO): calcium ion binding
Source: RefSeq, a predicted model, not a curated record
AUGUCGGGUAGAACAAUGAGACGGCAAGUACUGUUGUUUUUCUUGGUCCUGCACCUCAGCUCAGUGCUCGGCCAAGUCAGCUAUUCCAUCCCCGAGGAAAUGCCGAGUGGAUCUUUAGUCGGUAAUAUUGCUCAGGAUUUGGGUUUAGAUAUCAAACGACUGAAAUCAGGUAAAGCUCGCGUGUACACAGGAGACAGUGCGGGAUACAUCGAGCUGAAUAAAGAACGAGGAGUCCUCCUUAUCAAAGACAGAAUAGACAGAGAAGCGAUUUGCAGACAGAGUACGCCUUGUGCUUUGCAUUUCCAGAUAAUUUUGGAAAACCCCAUGGAAUUCUACAGUAUCACAGUCGAGAUAAUCGAUAUAAAUGACAAUCCUCCCACCUUUGAGAAAAACGAAGUCAGUUUUAAAAUCAGCGAAUCUGCCGUAAUUGGAGCAAAAUUUGUAUUAGAUAGAGCAAUAGAUUUUGAUGUCGGUAAAAAUGGUCUUCAAAAAUACGAUCUUAAACCCACUGACAAUUUUGUACUAAGACGGGACAGUCAGGGUGAUGGAACAGAAAAAGCUGAAAUGGUUUUAAAGAGGCCUCUCGACAGAGAGAAGGACGAGAUAAUUUCUUUAGUUUUAACAGCUUUUGAUGGAGGAGACCCGCAAAUGUCAGGAACAAUUAGAAUUUUCAUCACCGUAUUAGAUGCUAAUGAUAAUGCUCCUGUUUUUACACAGUCUACUUACACAGCUACUGUUUUUGAAAACUCCCCAGAAGGGACAAUUGUCACCAGCGUAACUGCCUCAGAUGCAGAUUAUGGAACGAAUGGUAGAAUAAAAUAUUCCAUUACAAACAGUUUAGAUCAAGCUCAUGCAUUGUUUCAGAUAAACGAAGACAGCGGUGAAAUUAGAUUGUUUGGAAAUAUUGAUUAUGAAAAUGCACGGAAUUACCAUAUUAACAUACGUGCAAGUGAUGACGGUGGACUUACAGAUUCGUGUAAAGUCAUAGUUGAAGUUGUAGAUACGAACGACAACAAACCAACAAUUAAUAUAAUGUCACAAUCAAACAUGAUAUCUGAACAUUCUAAACCGAGUACUGUUGUAGCAAUGAUGAACGUCCAAGACCCAGAUUCAAAUGAAAACGGUAAAGUUAACUGUUUUAUCAACGAUAAUACCCCUUUGUCUAUCAUAUCGGCAUCAAAUAAUUUCUAUAGUUUAGUGACAGACAGCGAUUUAGACAGAGAGAGAGCCUCUGAGUUUAAUAUAACAGUGACGUGCUCUGAUGAGGGAGUGCCCUCCCUCUCCAGCAGCGUCACUCUCACCUUACAGAUCUCUGAUGUCAAUGAUAACGCGCCUGUCUUUGAGAGGAGCUCAUAUGAGGCCUACAUUGUAGAAAACAACACACCAGGCCUCUCUAUAUUCACAGUGAAAGCCAGAGACGCUGACUGGAACCAGAAUGCUCGUGUUUCUUACAUACUGGAG